UGUGACUUCGCACAAUUCAAGUGUCUGUCUGUGCCAGGUUUGUGUCAGCGUUGUGUUACAAAGUGCUUUUCUCUUGCAAACAACAAACCAAAUCCAAUCGUGCAACACAGCUUUCAUGAAUACCACGAAGAGCAGCGUUCUGUUAUAAACACUGAAGCGGAUCGUAAAGUUGAAUACGCAGUAAUAACUUUAUUUCUACUGACGCCUGGAUUUUGAUUUUUCUUGGAUCGUCGCGGGCUUCUGGUCCACUUUAUUGUAAAAUACACGACGUCUCGCAGUUUGACUACAAUGCUGUCGGGACACUGGAUAUCCGCCCAUUACAGACCGAGAGCCUAUUGAAAAUCUCAAGCAAGCUCGCUGUGUCGUCUCUAUUCAUUAAACAGCACGGUGCUGCAGGCGAAAGGGGGUGGACGCCUAGAAUCCAUUGCUGUGCACGAUUCAGUCAGGGCUCUGCAAGCGAGGAUCUCGUCCACAACCAGCUCUGCAGUCAGGCAGGCGCUGCAGUGGAAAGGAACUGCGUGCUCAAACCACACACGCUGAGUGCAGGGAGCAGACACCGGCCGGGGCAGCCUCUAUAGGAAAGGUAAAAAUUGAGGAACAGAACAAAAAUGUGUAUCCAGCCGGACAAGAUAACCCUUUCGAUUCCCGUUUUGCCCAAAAACGUGAUUUUCCAUCCCUCUGCUCUGCAUUAGCAGAUUGCUGUCAUAAUGGAACAGGCUGGACAUUUAAUAACACCGUGUCGGAGACUGGAGUACACAGUACGGAUUGUCGAGUGCACAGUGGAAGCUGUUUCCACCAGGUCCAGGGUUCGGAGCGGGUUCGGAAUUCGACUGCACCUGAGAGUGAAGCUCAGAAACCAGUGAAGAUAGCUCGCAUUGGUACCGUUUGGGAUGGCGAGUUGCUGAUGCACAAGACCUUCCAAAAUAAAAGGAAAUCAUAUUUUAUAUAAAUAUUACAAUAAUAAUAUGUUUAAUCACUAGUGGCCUAUUCUAGCCUGCAGAAGUGUAAUUGUUUAGUAGUUGUCAGAGCUGUCUGAAGUGUAGUCCUACGACUCUCUCUUUUUAUUGUGGGGAUACAAGACGACUGUGGAAGCGGAUAACAGCGGGCUAUUCUGGAGUCACCUGAGCAGAACUAACUCCUCCAUUCAGUUUGGCUCACACUAGCGUUCUGGAGACCGGUGACACCGUGGGGCUCUGCUCCCAGCGAAGAGAGCAUGGCGAUUGUUGACUGCGUUUUUGUAAUUUUGCCAAGAAGAAAGGUUUAGCGGUUUUGCAUUGCCUCCCCGCCUCCAUGGACCCAGGAACGAGAGCCCGACCGAGGGAAGCCCACGCCAGCCCCUCCCCCGCGGUUGCAGCCAAUGCCGAGGGAGACGCUAUUGAAGUGCUGGAAAGCACAGAUGUACUGCCUAUGGCUCCCGAAGAUCAUUGGAAAACUCUUUUCGAUCAGUUUGACCCUGAGAGCUCGGGCUACAUCAGCACGGAGCAGUUCCGGAGCCUUCUGAACACGUACGGCUCAGAGCUGGACCCCCACAAGCUUGCGGUUCUCCUAGCCCUGGCUGACAGCAACGCGGACGGGAUGAUCUGCUACCAGGACUUCGUCAAUCUGAUGAGUAACAAGCGCUCAAACAGUUUCCGGAGAGCGAUCCUGCAGGGCAACCGACAGAGGAAGAGCGCCGCCCUGCUGGAGGAACCUGGCCUGGGCCUCUCCCAGCGCCUCGUCCGCCACGUCGCCUACGAGACCCUCCCCCGAGAGGUGGACCGCAAGUGGUACUACGACAGCUACACCGGCUGCCCCCCACCCUGGUUCAUAAUCGCCGUGGCAAUCGUGGAGGUGGCUGUGUUUGUUUAUUAUGGGCUGCUGCUGGACAGGUGGGUCCUCCAGGUGUCUCACCCGCUCUAUCUGAGGAACCCUCUGGUGUACCACCCCCAGCUCCGAGCGCAGGCCUGGCGCUACCUCAGCUACAUCUUCAUGCACGCAGGGAUAGAACACCUCAGCCUGAACGUGCUGCUGCAGCUGCUGGUGGGCGUUCCCUUGGAGAUGGUGCACGGGGCCCUGCGGAUCGGCUUCCUUUACAUCUCCGGAGUGCUGGCAGGUUCCCUGGCCGUGUCGGUGGCUGACAUGACGGCGCCGGUGGUGGGGUCAUCGGGAGGGGUCUACGCUCUUGUCUCUGCCCACCUUGCCAACAUCGUCAUGAACUGGUCGGGAAUGAAGUGCCAAUUCAAACUGCUUCGCAUGGGGAUUGCAUUGCUUUGCAUGAGCGUGGAGUUCGGGAGAGCGGUGUGGCUGCGUUUCUACCCCUCGGUCUACCCGCCCUGCCCCAACCCCAGCUUCGUGGCCCACCUGGGCGGGGUGGCGGUGGGGGUCACGCUGGGGGUGGUGGUCCUCAGGAACUACGAGCAGAGGCUCCAGGAGCAGUCGCUCUGGUGGAUCUUCGUCUUAGUCUACAUCAUCUUCAUUCUGUUCGCCAUCUUCUGGAACAUCUUCGCCUACAGCCUGCUGGAGCUCCGUCUGCCUCCCCUUCCCUGAGGACCCAGGCUGCCGUCGGAGCGUCAGGUCAAGCAUUGGCACGCACCCGAGUGGGCAAAGUGUGGCAUAGCUAAGCCCGCCUGUACCUGCUUGGGGAAGGGCCAGGUAGUGGGUACUUUUUCUAACACAGAAGGUGUCUUUGCCUAAACUAAACAGAACAAAGAUGUGCCCGUGUGCAUCUUGACUUUAUGUACAGUUUGUACAGCCUGUUUACACAUUAAACAUUACUGGAUUCUAAAGUACUGCCAAAAAAAAAAAAAAAAAUCACUGACCAGAUCCAUGCUGAAGUAGGUUGUUCAGAUAUCCACCACGCUCUACCUUUGUGCUGAGGGGGACGUUUUGGCACCUCCUUUUGGAGUGUAGGGGGAUUACAGGGGAAUUAAAUUUGUACAUAUACAGUAUCAUGGAAAACAAAGUUACUGAACUCAGUUUAAUACAAUGUAGAGUGUUGUCCCCUAAUGACAGGAAUGCAUAGUGCAAUUCUGCAAAUCAACGAAAUUCUCACCUCAAACCCAGCCCUUAGUUGCUUAUCAUAUCUCAGUGUGCAGAAUUGGUCUCAUCAGUCCCUAUGCACAGUGGCCAAGGGAUGGAAGUGCAAGAUGCAUGGUAAUGAAAAGUGCUGUAUGAUUUUAAAACUACAAGAGUGGUAUCUGUCUUAUUUCCUUGGAUGAGCUUCAUAUAAACUCCAGAGCCAGUGUUGUUAUCACAUGGUAACCUGUGUCAGAACUAGGGAUUCGUUUUUAUCACAGCACCAGAGCCUCUUGAUGGAAUGACAGUCUUAUUAGGUACAGCGGGGUGCAAUGUAUUCCUUAUAUAAUAUCAUUUUAUAACAAAGUGUAUUGAAUGUAGGUGAUAUGAAAUCAGAAUUGUGCUGAAUGCCUAUCUCUCUGAUCAGCCCUUCUGUCAGUUUUCCAUAGUAAAUGUGCUUGAUCAUCUUGCGCUUGAUGCUUUUCCACGCACACUGCAUUGCAUUUGAUGCUGAUUUUAAUGAUUUAAUAAUUGCUUUUUGCAGCUUUGCCAUACGCCUCUUUGAUCUUCUGUGCUUGCCUGUGCUGUACCGUGCAUUUAGGUUUCCACUGUGGUAUAGCACAGUAAACUGUUAUAAGGGGGGCCCUCGUGGGUUGAAUACGAGAUGCAGUUAUCUUAACCCUCGAAGAGUGUAAGUGAAGGAGCUUGUCCUUUUUUUAUUGCUCGCACCUCUUGUUUGAGCAUGGGAGGGACCGUUAUUUAAGUGGUAGUUGUAUUCAGUAGAUACUGCUGUUUUAUAAAGAGUGCGGUUUUCAUUUUCCUGUAUUGAAAUUUAUCCACGCUGCUGCCCAGCUAAUGUGCCUCCUAACAGUUUAAAUCACGCUCCUAUUUAAACGGUUUGUUAUUUAACAGAUACUGUUACCUUUGACUCCCCUGUCUGUUCUUGCAAUAUACUAAUCCCUACCAAAUCUUAUAGCACAGCAAAUAUCCAUUAAAGUACAUCAGGUACGCUUAAUCAAAUGUACAAUAGUACACUACUGUGCUGGAAAAUAAGCUCAGUAAUAAAAUGAGGCGCGCUUUCUGAAGCUGCGGUCUGAUUUUCAUUACUGCAGGUAAUGGUUGCAUUUGAUCUUCAGUCCUGCGCAGUGCACCUCUGUCAGUGGAUCUACCGCAUUCAGUAAAAGCCGGCAGCAGCAGACAGAGCGUUAGUGUGUCACACAUGUGUCCUCUUUUUAAUGGCAAUCCGAGACUUUAACCUUGGUGUGCAUGGUGAAGCUUCACAGUAAUCAGACCUGGCUACUGGGAGAUGAUCUCACGGUCUGGUGUAGAGAGAGCUCGGAAAUGAUUGAUUACACUGUCUUUGCGUGGAGACUGAGAACAUGUCUUCAAUACAAUCUUAUUCUUACUGAAUUUCUAACUGUGCGGUUGAAAUGAGCGCUUGAGGGAGGGUUGUGUUAUUGGAUGGGGGAGAGGGCAUGACUCAGAAAGAUACCGGAUAGCCUUAUUCUGUCAAAUUUUUAUUUAUUUAUUUUUUUAAAUAACUGUUUGUAUGGGCAUCAGAAUUAGAUUAUAACGCAUCUUCCUUAGAAAUGUUAACUUAUUGUAAUGUCAUUGUACAUGUAUCAAAACUAUUUUGUACAGCCUUAAAAGAUUAAAAAACAAACAUAUAAAUAAUUAUAAUAUUAUUUGAAACGGUCUAUCCAGAAAAAAAGGGCUAUGGCACAUCAGCAAACACUGGUCCGGGUUUGGUACGUGUGUUUUUUAUAUUGUGUAUAUUUUGUAGAUUUGAUAUGUAAAUAAUGAGUUCAAUUAAACCUUGUUUUAAAACAAAAUCCGGUCAUUUACUGAUUUAUGUGUAUAGGGGUAAAUUGAUACUUGGCCACAGAGAUAGAGUAACAGUCAUAGCUGUGCCAUUAACUUAGUUUGAGUCCUGGUUAGGGUUCGGGUUAGUUGAUAUCUGAUAGGGGAUGUUUAGUAAACUCCAAUGCCUUUUACACUAUCUGAAUAAUGCAUUGGAAUCGCAUCACUGCCUUUCAUGGUUGUGGGUAGGCAUGAUAUAGCUAGUAUGAAUGGGGUAUUAGCAUUUGGUCACUACUAAUAUUUGUGGUGUAAUUGAUUGCUUAUGAGCGCAUUGUGAUUCUGAACUGAAAUGAAAGCAAGCCGCUGGCUUUGCUGCACACUGCAAGGAGCUGAAUUUGAUCUAAUCCCCUGCGUUCCUGAUCUGCUGAUACAGCGUGCCUCAGUGGUCAAGGUUUAUCAUGUUAGCUUUCAAUAACAAAUCAAAUCUGUAACAUAUUAAAAAUUGAAUUU
Messenger RNA from Polyodon spathula (Mississippi paddlefish), 5304 nucleotides. It is a transcript of the gene rhbdl3, whose product is annotated as rhomboid, veinlet-like 3 (Drosophila). The transcript has 10 exons. Gene Ontology annotation, cellular component: membrane. Lineage: Eukaryota; Metazoa; Chordata; Actinopteri; Acipenseriformes; Polyodontidae. The record is from RefSeq and is a predicted model, not a curated record. Gene Ontology annotation, molecular function: calcium ion binding; serine-type endopeptidase activity. Bases 1291 to 2526 code for a protein of 411 amino acids.